AUGAAUGGCCUGCUUGAUCAAAUACCAACAACAAGGUAUGUCUUUAUCUAUUGUGCCGUCCUAAAUAUUUCCUACCAUACCCUAAAGGCGUACAGAGAAAAUAUUAUGGAAAAUAUUGUGGGGGGGGGGGGGAGACAAAGCAGGCAUUUCUGACUGACAAAGCGGGCAUACCUCGUUGAAGCCAUAUUUUAACGUACAGUUGAAGCCAUAUUUUAACGUGAUAUGUAGAUUAGUAAGGAAUUAGAUUAGUAGAACACAGUAUAUUAUUCCCAUAAUACGCGGCAAUGAACUAACUUCCACAUUUCGAGCAAAUGCCCUUCGUCUGGGAAAGUUUAACCUCCAGACGAACGGUCUUCGUUAGAAACACCGACGUUUGUUCUUAGUUUUCAGUUCAUAAGACAGUUCACAAUUAUUUUUUAAGGCAUCUACUUGGACCAAUUCAUGGUGUGACAAAGCUAUUGUGUCUUCAAGAGACGAAAAAUACAGAGAUUGUUGCCUACUCACUAAGGUGGGCGAAAACAAUUUUGCUGCAACUAAAUUAUUUCUUUAGUAAAUCGUCAAUAUCAUCUCAAGUUAAUCUGUUUUGUGGCAUACCAAGACCAUGCUAGUGAGUUCAAUGUAUAUUUAGACUGAAGUAAGAAUUUCAGACAUUCGGCCCAAGCGAAAAGUGAAGCCACGAUGGCGGUAUAGCCAAUGGGCUUGCUAGUCCAACUGAGUUACGAGGUCAAGUCGGUUCGAGUCGGUGAUUUCCUUCAAUAUCAGUAUAUGUCUUACGAUCUAACAUUUGGUGGUUGUGAUAUUUUCAUGUUAAUAAGUACUGGAGGUGCGCCAAUAUAACAUUCUGGUACUUCUUGAUCUGCCACAGGGGCAUAUAAUUACCAGUGUGUUUUUGUCGUUAAGAAUUCUUCCUAAAAAAUGCAAUAGCAUAAGUAGCUACACAAUUGACACUUCAUCCUUGCCUCUGAUCGAAAAGGCUUUAAUACCUGACUAUAUACUGCUCGUUAUUGGUCUUCAAUUUUUUUAUCAGACAGAUGGGGAAAAAAGUGGACAAAAAGUAACCCAACAGUGGUAACUAUAUACAGUACAUGCACUGAUGCACACUUGCCCUGCAAUGAAAUCGAAACUUCUAUGCAAUAUCACACGAUCAUAUUCUGCCAGCUAGUUGUUAUGCCAUGCAAAGAGGUUUAUUUUGCAAAGGUAGCUGUAAUUAGCCAACUGGUAACUGGAAUUAUUUCUUCAAUUUUUAGCUCAACUUUGCAUCCGUAUAUCACAAUUUUGGCCAAUGGUCCUGAAUCAUGGCCAUUGUUGCUUCAAGAGAUUGAUAGUCUUUUCCAAACAACAGAUAAUAGGUAAUCUUGUUGUAUUUUGUAACUAACAAUAUACACAUGAAAAAAAUUCUCAAUUCAUCACAUGAAACGAUGCCAAAAAUGAAAUACAGUGCAAAAAAAGAAAUACAUGCAGUGAAAAUUUCUUGAUUUUCCUAAUUUUUUAUUUUUCAAUUUCUUAGAUUUCUUAAUUUCUUAAUUUCUAAAUGUGGCUUACGUAACUGCAUAAUUUUUUCAUGUAUAUUAUUAAUAAGUAAUAGUUUGGUUUCUCGUGCAAUUAAAAAAAUAUACACUCGUGAGUUAUUCAAAGAUUUCAAAUUGCACUCGUCCUUCGGACUUGUGCAAUUUUGAUAGUCUUUGAAAUACUCACUCGUGCAUGUUUUUUCCGAAUUGCACUCGAAACCAUACUAUUUCCAAUACAUAUUGGCAAUUAUUUUUUCCCGUUUCGUAAUCCCAGGUUCGCAACGUAUGUGGAGCUUUCUGGUUUGUUGACGAGUGGUCGUAUCACACGAUACGGACCACUCUCACGUUUCGCGCCAGAAAGACAGAAAAACAAGCUGAACUGACUUCAGAGGAUUUAGUGUCAAGCCCGAAAUGUUCUUUUUCCCGACCUAAAUCAUAGGCAGCCCAUUUAAAGUCGAAAAAUCGAGGUACGUUUUGGCGCCAUGUGCAAGUUUAGGCUAUUUUGGGCGUUAUGGUCCUUCCUUCUAUUUUAUUAACAGAUAUAUAACCUUGGGUUUGGGAAGUACACAUGCACUAACGGAAAUUGAUCCAAUGUAUUGAUCCAAGUUACAGUAUUAAAAACGCUAUACUAUAACUAUAACUAUAACUUCGCUGAGGUUCACAACGAAACGUGUUCACAUGAUUGUCUCCUUCUUGUUAAGAAAUUGUAUUCGCCAUUAUUGCUCAGAAUUUUAUGAAAUUACGUCUACAUGUAGCUAAAAGGUGCUUGGUUAUUUUGGAUGGAUGUAAAAAGUUGUUAAACUCCACCAUUUUAUCUUCGAAAGAAAAUCGCUUUUACAUUUUAGCAAUCUUCAUGUUGUAGUUCAACCCUCUUGAAACCAAAUUCUUGCUCUUAGUACGUCAUAAACUGUUUAUUUUUUCGACCAAUUAAAUCACGUAAUAUUUUUUUUGAAUAUGACGAAUGCAAUAACAUCUAUAUAGCAUCCCGUAUGGAGACAGAAACGUUUUUGUCAAAUUACGCACAUUUUUCAGCUUUCUUGCAGCAUUGAAAACAAAUUUAUUUGUGAGUAGAUAGAAAAAUUAUCAGGGUGCUAUAACUUCUUAUCAUGUUUUAUUUACGUGUGCGAAGUAUUUUGCGCUGUGUUGAAGUCGUAUGGUCGUCAGUUUAGAUAUUGUGUCAAACCUUAUGUAUUAUGUAUAAACAAAAUAAACAAUGCUUUUCAUUGCGUGAGUGCUUGCGGCGCGCGACAAAAGUCAGAGCUAGGAUGGGCGAGCUUAUCUAUUUAUUGACAUUUGGUGCAUUCUACACGCAUUUUUGGGCUUCCUAUAUGCCUAAAUGCGCCGAAAAAAAGAAGUAUUUCUUUGACAUAUAAGUGUCGAAAAAUCCGUGCCUAAUGUUUAGUUUCAUAUUCAGCCAUACGUCGAAAAGUAUUUUCAUGUACAUUAAAAUAUAAAUACUGGAACCAAGGACUUAUCCUCAAAAAAUACCUUAAAACGGCAGUUUAAACAUGAUUUGUAGACGUAUUUCAGUCCUAUAUUUUUAUAAAUGUUGUCAUGAACACAAUGUUUUCAGCAAGUGUACUUUGUUGCUGCGUGUCGAAAGAACAUUUUCGAAACAAACAUUUUAGAACAUUUUUGUGUCAAUCCCGUUAUUUCUGCAGUACUCUGAGUUGUAACCUGCGCAGUCAUUGGAAUUGUAGACGGCAAAACCAAAUGGCUGGUAGUAGAUUCGCCUAGCAUCCUUAAACAAAUGAGGUUAUGCAAUAACCACGGUUAGCAACUUGGUAACCAGGUAUCCUGACGUCAGCACGUCACAUACCGGGGGGGAUGGCGCAAUGGGAUUAGGUAACAUGUAUCAUUCGAGGUCUGACGUCCAAACGACAUCAACGUGCGCUUUGAAUUUUUUUUCUCUAUUUGCACGCUUAGCUCAACAAUGUAGUUCCACCAAUUUUAAUUGGUGCGAAGGUGUUAGUUCGGUGGGGGGUGACAGGUCAAGAUGCCAUUGUCACGGAUCUUAAUCUGAGUCCAAGUAACAGUCAGUCCAGGUCACCCCCCUGGUCAGCUGAGGUAACACUUAACCAACCAAACGGGUAAGUAUGGUGGACAAGGUGUUAAAGGUAAUUGUUCAAAUUAUUGUCAAAACAAGACUAUGACACCCUGGGUAUACGAGGUCUUCCGUGAAAUUGAGAUUUAUUUGCUUUCUUAAUUAACUAUGUGUCGUACAGAUGUGAGCGAAGAUUUAUGUAUCUUUGCUUCUUCCACAGUUCCAUAGCAUCACUGCUUAAAGUGUUUGAAGCGUUCUUCCAUCAUGUCCUGUAUAAUCCAAAACCUGAUUACUCUGCUUGUAAGAGUCUACACGCACUGCUGUUGGAAAAAGCUUCUGAAUUGUUGAAACAAACGGAAGAGGGCGUUCUGGAUAAUAUUCUGAGAUUGAUCACAAACCAUCUUCGAAUUUACAAGGUGUGUUGUUCAAGUCUGCUCAAGAGGGUAAUACCUGUAGUUAGUUUUGUUUUCGCGACAAUGUUUCCAAAAACGAAGUCGAGUUAUAAACUUGCGAGGUGUUUCGCCUUUUUGUUUAUUUAUGUACGUAGCCGUGUCGGGCAACAAUUUUUUACUAAACCACGUGAUCACAAGUCAACCAAACACGUUUGGCCUACACACGUAUAAAAACGCACAAGCCUGCAGCAGACUUCUAACAAUGCUGUUCCAACAACUUGUCAACAGGAUGUGUUCGCACUGCUUGUUCCCAGCUUGUUGACAAGUUGUCAACGGCUUGUUGACAACUUGCUACAAGGUUGUUGAGCUCAACAGACUUGUUGUUCCAACAAGUUGUUAUCGUCCUGCAAUUCAACAAUUUGUCAACAAGUUGUGAGUGACAACCUUGUAGCAACUUGAUAAAAUAACAGCAUUGUUACAACUUGUUGGCAAGCUUGCCACAAGCCUGUUGCGAACACAUCUUGUUGACAAGUUGUGAGAUUUUUACGUGUGUAGCUAACAAUCAAUGUUAUAUCAUGAACAGUUAAACUGGCGAAGCAAACUAUUUUUGAAAUUUCCCCAUAUUUUCCGCAUUAAAGUAGCUAUAUUGAAACUUAAAAUGACUGGGGCAAACUCUCGCUUGUCAUGCAACUCUCAUCCUACCUACUGUAAGGUCUCUGCUUACAGAGCCGCGGGAUAUCGCCAUGCGGGCUAGCCCACAUCCUCAUAUGAAUGCGAUAGUUGCCCCGGUCAACUUGAAUAGGGAGUUGAAUAAAAUUAGCCAAUGGCUAACAAGUAACAAAUUACGGCAUCAUUCGACCAAAACCAAAUUAAUGUACGUUGGUUCAAAGCGUUAUCUUCAUAAGAUAAACGAUGAUAUUCCUGUAAUGUUAAAUAGCCAACUGAUUCCCAGAGUAUAUUCAGCUCUUGUUUGGACGUUAUGAAACACUACGUUGGGAUGAACACAUUGAAACGAUUUGCAAAUAAGUUGGGGCAGGUAUAGGAACGUUAAAACGCAUCAAGCUCUACACUCUUGCAAACAUGUUCCAAUCAAUUUAUAGCACUCUGAUUCAACCUUAGUUCAAUUACUGCUCUCCACUUUGGGAUACUUGUAACAAAACACUGAAAGAUAAGUUACAAAAGUUUCAAAAUCGGGCAGCUACAAUAAUAGCUGGCAUUAGCUAUGAGAUUAGGUCUGCUGGCGUUCUUCGGGCUCUUGAGUGGGAAAAUUUAGAUUCGAAACGAGUUAUACCAAGGCAACAUUAUUAUAUAAAAUUCUGAACGAUUCUAGUGCACCAAAUUUGAAAGAGUUAUUGAUGAGGAGGAAAUCUCCACUUAGAAAUUCUCACGCUGAUCUGGCCCUUCCUAAACCGAGACGUGAAUUUCUUUAGGUAUACAGCGGUACUAAACUUUGGAAUAAUCUUCCGCGCGAAGCUAAGGAAGCGGAUGCAAUUAGUCAAUUUACUCUUUCAAAAGUUUGUAAAACAAUUUAUUUCUUAGAUAGAAACAACUAUAGAUCUUAAUAUACGACCGCGGGUCACAUCAAUUUAACUUCAUUUUAUACAUCUCUUGUAAAUAGGUAUAUACAUUUAUAUUUUUCUUUCUUUGUAAAUAUAUUUUUCUGGUGCUAGUGACGCCCCUAGUGGAAAUAAAUUAUUUCUUUCAUUAAACUUCUUAUUGACCGAAUGGCAGGUUUGUACAGAGAAAUAUCGGACCUAGGUUUUUUCUGUGCACACCGAGCCCGCGUAGGGUGAGGUUUGUAUUGCUUGUACAAAACGUCUGAGGUCCGAUAUUUCUCUGUAGCAAGCGAGGUUAAUUUCUCUGUAGCAAGCGAGGCAUUUAUAUAUGCAUUUAUACUUGAAACAAACGAGAAAUGUAUGAUUUGAAAUGCAUAUUAGUGGCGUGGUACACAUUUGGUCGAAGAAAACAAAAAAUAUAAAGAUAUUCCUUCUUUUCAACUAAAAACCAUUCGCAGAUAUCUUAUCAAUAACAAAUUUAUAUUAUAAUUUUCAAAUUUUCAAUUACUUUUGCUGUUUUUUUUUUUUUAAAUGCAUCCGUUUGUUUUUACGUAAUGGAACUAGAAAUAACCAGAUUACAACCUCCACUGCAUGGAACGGAAGGUUAAAAAGAAACUAAAAUUGUUUUUUAGAUGGAUAUGGAAUCGCUGGGCCACAGUGUUUCACUGUGUCAUCAAACAAUGCGUUGGUUUUUGAAGAACGGCUGUGCAAAUCUUGGUAUGUACCGUAGUUAAAAGAUGCUAUACUCACCUGAACGGUUACGUCAAUAUUAAAACCCCAAUGAAUGUUGCAAGUGAACAUUAUAUAUAUGAGGUACACAACUAUUACAUUCCAAGCGCGAACAGCAAGAUUGACAUACCAAAUUUUAAUAUUUUAGCUAUUUGUGUUUUGGCAAUUCUCAGGGCUAUACAUGAUUUAUAAUACAUUUCACCCAAUAGAAUAUCUUAUUCCCAUUAUACUUUAGGCGCUUGGUUGUACAUUCGUCUCAAAUUAAUAUGAACUAAACCAGGGUGAAUUCCAUGUAAACUCCGUGGAGACUUUGAACUAGGUUUGGCGCUUUUUAUCUCGAUAGGACAUUUUAAGCCUCGGUCAACAUAGUGAGAGUUACGUUUCGCUCGUUACUCUGGUUUAAAUAAAUGAUUACAAAGCCCAGUCGAAUUGUAAUCAAGACCCAACGUUUCGAAUUCGACACUCCAGUUUAGUGUCUACAUCAGGGGUGAUCUGAAGUUACAAUCGUGGCUUCUUAAAUACCCAAGGGAUGACGUCACCUGCCAAUGAGAUGCAUGUAUUCCUCUGGCAAAUAGGCCCGUCAUCCCUAUUCAAAGCAUGAUAACUCAUAUUUAUAUGCCACGCUUCUAUGCCACGCUAUAUAUGCCACGCGUGGCAUAUAAAUAUGAGUAAUCAUGCUUUGAAUAGGGAUGACGGUGCCUAUUUGCCAGAGGAAUACGUGCAUCUUAUUGGCAGGUGACGUCAUCCCUUGGGUAUUUAAGAAGCCACGAUUGUAACUUUAGAUCACCCCUGAUGAAGACACUAGACUGGAGUGUUGAAACGUUGGGUCUUGAUUACAAUUCGACUGGGCUUUGUAAUCAUUUAUUUAAACCAGAGUAACGAGCGAAACAUGAUUGAUAUACCUGGUUGCAGUGAACGAACAAACUUUAAAUAAUGAGAGUUGAUAAUAGUUGCAACUCAUGCACUCUCAACAACUCGUAUUAACUUUGAACUAGUUCAAAUUUUAAUGAGAGUUGAUUUUAAUGAGAGUUUUGCCACGCGCGAGGUAAUAUCCAGUCAACUCUUAUCAACUUGACCAGGACUUUAGGUAUAAGUUCUUUGCAUGUUUGCAUCGCAUAAAACAUAUAAUACUUUUGUUUGUGGAAACACCACGUAAAUGUAUUACUGCAAAGCUUUCGAUCCGUAAGCCCGGAUCUUCAUCAGUGCUAAUAAUAUGUGACUUGUUCAAUUCACACGCCCUUUUAUAUAAUAUAUCAAAGUGUCGUGAUCUGUUGGCUCGCGUCAUUUGAAAUUUUCAUUAAACGGUACAUCAACCAGGGGUAUAAUCGGGGCUUUAGGUAUAAUAUGAGGAUGACCCCCUCCCCCUAGCCCUGGCCACUAGUGGCCAGAGGGGGUGCAAGGAGGGUGCUAUUUUCGUGAUAAAGCAAAUAAUAAUAGAGACCAAAUGAGAUACAGUAAUUUGAGCAAUAGUGUAUAAAUAUAAGUAGUGUAAAUUAAUUUCGAAAUGUUUUCAUAAUCAAGAGUUUGUCACAACAAAUGUUAUCACAGAUGACUGCACAUUUUUCUCGCCCUAUGUGCAAAAAAAUGAAAUGAAACAGCACACGUUCUGCACUGCUCUAAUUUAAAUAUGGCAGUGUCAGAGCCGUGAGCAUGAUGUCCUGUAGAAAUUAAUUAUUUUUGUGCUUAUCUAACAAAGAAACAAAGCGAUAGAGUAUAUAAAUAAAGCUCCUGUCAGUCCUGUGGUCAUAAUAAUUUUGAUAUAAAUUAGCGUAUGAACCUUUUACAUAUUACAUAAUUUCUAACCAGUGAUGGAGGUACAGUAUGAAUCUUAAAUAAACAAUAUAAGACCCAAAUAUGAUAUCCGGUGCUUCCCUAUAACCAUGGUAAUUAUUUUAAUGUUUUAUUUCUCUUAUUAUAGACUGUCAUAUGAAGGCACUGACCUUACUACUCAUUGAAAUGUUACACAAACAGUUGUCCCUUGGAAUGUCAAUGAUGUCAUCACUUGUUAUGUUGAAAACAAUCACUCACAACAAACCAUGGGUAAAAUAGAUCAUGUGUUACAGUCGUUACGUAUUAAGGGGAACAUGAUCGUGAAUGAUUAUCACCUGGGUGAAUCUUAAAAAUUAAGAUAGUUUGUGAGAAUUUGAAGAAAAGGAUUUGUAAAUGCUCUCGACAUUCUUUUCAAAUUUGACAAACCCAAUUUUUAUUCCAUUUUGUUUUAAAAUUGUGUAGCCCGUAUUGUGGAAUUCAUGAAUAUUUAUUAACAAAAAUUCAGUCGCGGCAAGGUAUUUGGGCUACAUAUUUAUGUACUAUUUAAAAAACGAGCAGGAGUGUUUUAUUAGGUUUAAAGUCACGAGCGCGCAGGGCGAGUGGCUUUAGACCUAAUAAAACACGACCUGCGAGUUUUUUAAAUGGCUUCAAAAACGUUUGCAUAAUAAGUCAAAUCUUUAUAUAAAAAUCUUUAUAUAAAAAUCUUUAUAUAAAAAUCUUUAUAUAAAAAUCUUUAUAUAGUUUGCAUAACAAUGGUCUUUUGUUAAAGUGUUCUUUAGCUGAUAUAAAGACGUAUGCACGUGACUAAUUUCUUACUCAAGAUUGGAUAAUUGCUUCAUGAAUUAUUAAUGAGUUUUUGAAGUAAAUGUACAUAAUGUCAAUUCCAAUACAGAUACAGAACGUUCUGUAUCAAAAUUAAAAGCACUAAUUCAAUAACUAUUAUAUCUUAUUUCACAAGUAUUAAAAUAUGUUAUGUGUACUCGAUUGCUGCUUGUAUUUUGAAUUUGUAACUUGAAACUGCUUAGAAUAGACGGGUCUGCCGAUUGUCAUCAAUAGUUUCGAGACACAUUGUCUCCAAAAUAGACAGCCGAUGCGCCAGUUCAUUCGAAAUCUUUCCAGAGAAAAUAUUACAUUUUCGCCCUUCUGAACGGAAGUGUGAAAUAAAUUGCGUCAUGGAAAUGAAAUUCGACAGGUCGCACCCAAUCUCGUACCCAGAGCAAUGCCUGUGCGCGGGCUAGGAUGGCAUUGGCUCUGGGGAAAUUCACAACCGGAACCCCUAAGUUUAGGGGUUCCGGUUCUUUGUCGGCAUGCACGAUUGAUAAACGUUAACCAAUCACAGCACAGGAAAAAUUCAAUUUCCCGAGAGCCAAUGCCAUCCUAGCCCGCGCACAGGCAUUGCUCUGGGUACGACAUUGGGUCGCACCCAGAGGUUUUCCCGCCUCGUCGCCUCCGAAAACUCGCCUGACACCAGAAAACCUCUGAACUCAGGGUACGCUCUUUCCUGCCGAAAAUUAAAUCCUUCCCCGGGUUUUCAGAUGGACGAGUAAUUACGUAGUAAAAAAGUCAAGUCAAGCUCUCGAACAACAAAAGAAAUAAAAAAUCACAAUUAAUUAAUUACUCGUAUUUGCCACGAUUUCAUCAAAGUAUAUAUUGUGAAAAAUCUAAUUCUUUGUUUGUAAUCACGUGACUUUUCAUCCAAAUGACGGGCAAUCAAACAACUUGUGGACGAUUUUUCACCUAUUAGAAUGGUUGUAGCAAGAGAAACCGAACGAUAAUUCAUCUUUUGAGUCUUAAACUGUUCCUAAACUCGAUCAAUACAUUAAAAUAGCCGUUUUUUUGUUAUACCUGCCCGUCAACUGAAAUCCCAAAAUUACGUCAUUGCAAACAAAGAAUUAAUAUUGUGAAAAAUAUAGGUAAGAUUUAAGAUUGAGUUUUUAUGUUUUUACUACCGUACACCGGCAGUAGAAAAGUGCUUGUAUUAGUUUCUUCGGCAGGUGAUUACAUCUUCAUCGCACACAUUUAGAUUCCAGUUGCCAAUGGUUCCUUGUUUUUGAUCUCACAUCUCAUGCUUACGUGUUCUGAAUAUUAUAUUGGAGAACUGCUGCAUAUUG
Molecule: messenger RNA, 10110 nt
Organism: Paramuricea clavata
Lineage: Eukaryota; Metazoa; Cnidaria; Anthozoa; Malacalcyonacea; Plexauridae
Source: the annotation of a GenBank genome assembly